CCAGCCAAUUUUAUUUCUCCUCCACUACGUCCCUUCCGGGGUUCCGUACUAGGUGGAGGUAAUUUGGUAAUUUAAAAAAAUGUAACAUGUUUCUCUUUAUCAUCAUUUAGUGAGAGAAAAGUUCUCCAUUCCUGCUAGCAACAUUACAGUGGAAGAUGACUCUGGCACGGAGGUGGAUGAAACUGUGUUUGCAGAAUUGUCUGCAGUGGCAGGGAUUUGCUUUGUUGUGAAGGACGGUUUGGAUCACGACACAUCUCGGUCAUCAACUCCAUCUGCACCGCUGUCAUACAGUGAGAGUUCCCUCUCUGUUUUGAGUAGUGGCAGUGACAGUGACUUGUCAAGACAACCCAAACGAAUGAAAAUUGAUGAAGAGCCAUUACAGAGUGCUUUGGCCAAAGAUCUUAUAAAGCAGAUCCUCCAAACAAAAUCAGGAGGGACAAAAGUGUUGGAAGAAUAUGACGAAACUGGGACAUUGUGUGACAGUACAAGAAGGCAAAUGGUUAACAUUCUUGCUGCCUACAUGGUUGAAAUGGAAGGGAGAAUCCCUCAGCGGAGUACUAAAGAAAAAUAUGCAUUGGGAAUUGUCACCUUGUUCCCUGCAUUAAAAGAUCCCUUUUCAACAAAAGGAUAUGAACAUUUUUAUGAUGGCCAAAGUGGCUCUGGAUUUCUUGCGUGGAGGUUAAAGACAAUUCAACGAAAGACUAAAAUUGAGUUCAGAGAGUUUAAAAUACAGAAUGCAGGAGCAGGUGGUCCAACCCAGGAAAGGGAGCUGCCUUCGGCUGCUGAUCAGUUGGAUGAAGAACGUUGUAAAGAGUUAAUUUCCUUAAUGAACCACACCACUGACCGAGAAACUGUCCUGCAAAAGAUGAAGGAGACCUUCUGCUAUAGACAGCGCCUUAUCUACAAUCCUGACGAGUCGCACAACAUCCUCACAGUGUUUCCAAGGCUGUUGGACACGAAAGGGCUGAUAGAUCAAGAUUUUAGCCUCCUAUUUGGUGCAGAAACAGCUGCCAAACUGCUUGAGAAGUGGCCUACCUUCUUUAAGGAAAAAGUGAUCAGAGAAGCAGAGAGACUUACUACCACCUCAGUGCUCCAAAGCUUGCUGAAUUCAGCCAGGAAUCUGUACAAUGAUGAGUCUUCCGAGGAUCAUCGAGAGUGGGACAGUGAUAUGGCAUCUUUUUUGCUGCUCCUGCACCUUCUACCACCUCAGCCUUCUAAAAAGAAAAAACAGAAGAUCAGUGCAGCUCAGGCCAUGGAACAUCUAGUUGUGUUUCACAAGUCAAACAACAGUUUUGAAGAACACUUCGCAAAACAGGAGGGACAUCGCCAACCAUACCUCCUUGCUUCAGGAAUGCACAAGAGCGCCAUCAGCAAUUACUUUAUUGCAAUGGACAAGAUGAUCAUCCCAUGCCAGGGAACCACCUCGUUGGCAGCCAUUGAUGAACUGUUUAAAGCACACUUCUUUUUCAGUGUAAGCUAUGAUGAUGCACUCAGCAACAUGUACACAUUCCUCCAGACAACAGUCUACGGUGUAGAUGUUGACACCACUAAAGAAAGUCCAAAGGUGAAGGAGUUACGAGCAAAGUUCAUGAACAGAAACUAAAAGACUAUGUUAAAGUGCCACAUUUGCAGAACAUUGCAUGAUGCACCCAGUUCAUUAAUUCAGCACCUUAAGUUUUUUCAUGGGUUAUAUCCUGGCAAAAAGUUUGUUUUUGUUUGUGCACAAGAAGGAUGCUCAAGGCAGUUUAAAAGUUUUAAGGGUUUUAAAAUGCAUUUAAAUACUUGUCAUUAUACUACAGAUCUUGAUGCAAGCAGUGAUGUUAUGCAAGUACCACAUCAGUCAGACUUUGGUGAACAGAGCUCACAACACAACUCCUUUGUAAUGGACCAAGAUGCAAUCAACGAACCAUCAACAUCUCUUAUGUCAAAAGACCAAGCAAAAGAUAUGUGCGCGUCAAUUAUUGCAAAGUUAAAGGGCAGUGGCGUUGCGAACAGUGUAGUGUUAUCUGUUGUUGAAAGUAUGGAGGAGUAUGUUGAUGAAAUUCAUGCAAAUCUUGAAGAACAAGUGCUCAGUGCUUUACCUGCUGAAAAUCAAAUAAGAAGUGCAGUAAAAGAUGUCUUUAGCAAUGCUUUCAAUCCAUUUAGUGACUUAAACACAAAUUCCAAAAUGACAAAAUACUUCAGUGAAAAAUGGGGUGUUGUUGAGCCAAUUGAGAUUCAUUUAGGAGUGAGAUUUGAUUCAAAAAGAAACAAAAAAUCUGGAGUAUAUGAACAGGUUCCAGUAAAUGACACUUUCAUUUAUGUACCCCUGUUAAAAACGCUAGAAUUUAUUUUCAAAAAUCCAGAAGUAUGUAGUCAUAUUAAUAAACCUUCUGCAACAGAUUGUAACUUAUACCAAGACUUCUGUGAUGGAAAAUACUACAAGCAUCACGCACUGUAUUCUAAGUCACAAAAUGCUUUGCAAAUUCAAGUUUAUUAUGAUGACUUUGAAACCGCAAACCCUCUUGGGUCAAAACAUGGGGUUCACAAGCUUGGAUGUUUAUAUUUUACAGUCCGAAAUUUACCACCACGUUUAAAUUCGUCUUUGGUGAACAUUCACCUCAUCUCUUUGUUUCAUUCCCAAGAUUCCAAAAAAUAUGGCAUUGACAAAAUUCUUUGUCCAUUUGUUGAAGAUGUAAAAGUGCUAGAACAACAUGGAAUGAAAGUGUCAUUUACUGAACAACCUCUUUAUGGUACAAUUGCUCAAGUAACAGGGGACAAUUUAGGUCUGAACUCAAUCCUUGGUUAUGUGGAAUCUUUCUCUGGAAACUACUUUUGCAGAAUGUGUCUUGCUGGCAAAGGAUUGGCUCAAACAAUGUUUAGUGAAAAUGAUCCACGUAUGGUUUUGCGCAGCAGAUUGACAAAUGAGGAGCAUUACAAUUAUCUUCGUGAGAAUCCGAGGGAAACGUCAUGUUUUGGCUUGAAACGCAACAGUAUAUUCAAUUCUUUGUCAUACUUCAGUGUUUCAGAUAAUUUUGUUUUAGAUAUCAUGCACGAUGUCUUAGAGGGCGUGGCACAAUAUGAGAUUAAGUUGUUGUUUGGUUAUUUGAAUCAGAACUUCAUUUCUAAUGAAAACAUACUCCAGCGUGUAUAUGCAUUCAAUUAUGGUUUCAUGGACAAAAAGAACCGUCCAACACGCAUAAACCUGUCUAGUAGUGGCAACAGUAUUGGACUUAACGCUAGUCAAACAUUAUGCCUUAGUAGAAACCUCCCACUAAUCUUCGGUGAUGUGGUCCCAGAAGGUGACAGACACUGGCAUUUACUUUUGCUUUUAAUCCACAUAGUAAACAUAAUAUUUUCCCCAAGUAUUACAGAUGGAAUGAUUGUAUUUCUAAAACAUCUUAUUCGAGAGCAUCACCAGCUAUUCAGUGAAUUGUAUCCCCAAAAUAAUUUGAUACCAAAACACCAUUUCAUGAUUCACUACCCUGAGUGUAUACGCCAAAUUGGUCCUUUAGUUCAUGUUUGGAGUAUGCGAUAUGAAGCAAAACACAAAUUUUUUAAGUCCAGUUUGAAAAAUUUCAAGAACAUAACUAAGUCCCUUGCGAUGAAACACCAGAUAGCUGUCGCAUACCAUUGGGAGUCACUCUUUACAAAAGGGAUUGAAUCUGGGCCUGUUAAGUCAAAGAAACUGACUGAUGUUGACAAUGGUCAUUUGAUUGCAGAACAUUUUCAGAUUGAUAUGUUAAGUGAAGUAAAUAUCACUAGUUGGAUUAAACAUGAAGACGUUGAGUUUCACACAGGUCUUGUUGUUUGCACAGGUGUUGUUGAAGAAUUGCCAGUGUUCAACAAAAUUGUUUGUAUAUUUCUGAGGAAUGAAGCUUAUUUUUUGGUAACAGAAAUGGAGACCUCAUUUGUGGAACAUUUACAUGCAUUUGAAGUUACUGAAAACAUGCAUAAUGUUUCAGUUGUUAUGCCUCAUGACUUAAGAUUCUUUAAGCCUUUUGAUGUACAAAUGGCUUAUGGUGCAGACUCUUUGUUUUAUGUUGUACCAGACUGCUGCAUUGUGUAGAUUGCAAGAUAAUGUUUUAAGUUUUGUUUCAGGAGAUUUUAUGUACAAGGUCAUUGUACAGAGUGUUUUAAGUGUAAUGUAAAACCAUGUUAAAGAAAAUAAAAUGUAUUCAUUGCAGCACA
Danio rerio (zebrafish) is the source of this 4170-nucleotide messenger RNA. NCBI's taxonomy places the organism in Eukaryota, Metazoa, Chordata, Actinopteri, Cypriniformes, Danionidae. The record is from RefSeq and is a predicted model, not a curated record.